CACAGCUGAUCGAAUGGCGUAAAUUUGUACCACCAAUUUGUCCAAUGUCUUCAGCAUGUCUUUUGAAACUGUUGACAUUACGGUCGGAAAUUCGACCGAAACGGUAUCGAUAAAUUCGUUAUGGGCCCGAGAUGACAAUCCUGGAUGGCGCGCCUUAAUAGAGGCAUACUUCGGCCAGCGUAGUACUUUAAAUUCCCUCAAAGCGAGGGAGCAACCAGUUCUCGAAAUCCCGAUUGCAGAAGAGUUCGAUCUUCCUCAGAAAAUCCUUAUUCGCUCAGAGCUACAAACGAUGUAUAAAAGAGUCGGUGCGCUGUAUGAGACUAAACUGAGAGCCGGUGCAAUCAUCAGUGGGCAGCCUGGCUGUGGUAAAUCGACCUCAAUAGUUUACUUUUUGGUGGAACAACUCGCCGAUAAACGGCCCGUCUACGUGAUGGACAAAAGCGAUCAGGUCUACUUCAUAACUAACAUGGGUACUUGGGUUAGCUCUGCUGGAGUUCUUCACACGCAUUUGGGAUUCCCAAUGCGACGCCUUUGGGUUCUAAUAGAUUCGAAGUCAUCAAAAGUUGAACCCAAGAGGCUAGUCUUGAACGCCGGUUUCGCUGUAUGUGUCCCGUCCCCUGCCCUUGAACGGUAUAAAGAUUGGAUGGUCCAACACGGAAUACCUGUAUAUUUCUUGAAUCCGUGGGUUCCGUCAGAUCUACGAAAAUGUCUACCACUCAUUUUCGAUUCCAUCUUUACCCGAGUGCAACCUCACAUUCAAGAAGUCGAAGAGCAGGAAGAAAUCUUCCUUGAUGCGCUCUAUUACUGUGUACCAACUCCUCGCGCUCUGCGCAUGUAUUUCGAGCCCUUGAUGCUGGAGGACCAACACUCGGAAUCUGACCAAGAUUCCGAGCAGACGCCCUUGGUAAUGCAGCUCUUGGAAUCGGGGCAGACAGCCUUAGGAACUGAGCAGACGCCCUUGAAUUCCCAGGGCCCGUUGAAUCCCGCGAAGAAUAAGUAUGUGCUAGCUUUGGUAGAUGCUAUAAACCGCUUGAACAGCCUCCGGGAGCUGGCCAAAAUCCUCGAAAUUCGCGUGGAGGCGGGGUAUGCCAGCGAAAUAUCCCAUCAGCUAUUGUGCAUCUAUCGCUCUGAGCCGCACGGUAGCCCUUCAAAUCGCCUUGUAAAAAUCACCAGCGAUACUGCGUAUAUGGAUUUCGCCUCUCCCUGGGUUGGCGAAGAAUUACUUCGACGGCACAGCGAGGGGCAGCUUUCCGAUUUGUGCAGAUUUUAUCAUAAAAUGUCAGAGACGUCGGAUCUCGGUGUUGCUGCCGGAGUGAUAUUCGAGCGUCUUUUCGUCAAGAGGAUUAUUACUCCCUCCCUGACCAACCUACGGUUCGGUCUAUACUCUGCCCUCAACACUCCUCCCAGGCGGCAGACCAGAAAGAGGGCGAAAACUCCUCACACCAGAUUCAUUGGUUUCGCCCUCGUCCGGCCUUCUUCGAAAUCCGCUCUUCGUUGGUCAAAUUCCGAGGCAGACGAAGUGAACAAACUCGACCCUCCUGAUGCGGAUGAUACAAAGGAGGGCGAUGGUGCUACGGACGAUCCUAAUACCUUGUUCAUACCGCAACCGCGCUGGAACGACGCGUUUUCUUUAAACCAAUACCAUAUGAUCCAGGAGGUAGAACCGGUACUGUGUACUCUCCACGUUCCAUCUAAGCGGAACAAUCCUCUGUUCGACGCUCUUCUUUUGCAGGAGGACAGUCCUAGCUGCGUUACGCUUUGGGUUAUUCAAAUCACUGCUGCCAAGAUGCAUGGGGAAGCAAGCGCUGGCUACAAUGAUAUCCAAGUCAUUUACAAUCGAAGCGUGGAGAAAUAUGGUGAUGGUAACGUGCGUGUAGGGUACAUGUUGUUGGUGCCGCCAAAGUAUCACCAGGUCGAGUGGACCUUUGAGGAUAUUCAUCUGCUACCAGAAAAUCUCCGACCUAGUAACGGUAACGUCUUUAUCCAAGUUUUCCAAGUCGAUGAAUUGGAAACUAGUGUAUCAUACGAUGGAAGUUCGCCGUUUUGACUCUUCCUGACUGUGAUUCCGUUAUUAUUUCUUCUUGACACUUCGUUGUAGUUCAUUUUUUCUCGAUUCUUCUUAAACGACUGUGAGCACAAAUUCUCAAGCCAAAUUGCACCGACAAACAAGGUCGCACGAGGCCGUUUUCGGACUGGUAAUUUAUCUUACUACAAUCUA
Messenger RNA from Lentinula edodes (shiitake mushroom), 2218 nucleotides. RefSeq lists its product as uncharacterized. The transcript has 4 exons. Bases 56 to 2047 code for a protein of 663 amino acids. Lineage: Eukaryota; Fungi; Basidiomycota; Agaricomycetes; Agaricales; Omphalotaceae. The record is from RefSeq and is a predicted model, not a curated record.